Chenopodium quinoa (quinoa) is the source of this 909-nucleotide messenger RNA. RefSeq lists its product as uncharacterized. The coding region runs from base 1 to 909 and encodes 302 amino acids. The transcript has a single exon. Gene Ontology annotation, biological process: root development; shoot system development. The record is from RefSeq and is a predicted model, not a curated record. Lineage: Eukaryota; Viridiplantae; Streptophyta; Magnoliopsida; Caryophyllales; Amaranthaceae.
AUGGCUAACUCUCCCUCAAAUCAACCUAUUCGUUCGAUUAGUUUGCCAUCAAGACCUCACCCACUAGUCCCCCAAAUCGACGAACAUCUAGCUAGUCUAAGGUCUUUUGAGGUGGUUUCUACCUCGGUGUCUCAAUUAUCCUCACUAGGCCACAAACUUAACAUCCUUAAAGAUGUGUAUGAUUGUUUGGGUGAUUUAAUUCUUCUCCCACAAAACGAACUUAAACUUAAGCAAUACUCGAAUGCUAGAUGCAUCGAUGAGUUACUCGAUGGAUCAUUGAGGCUCUUGGAUGUGUGUGGCAUUGCAAAGGAUGCAUUGUCACAAGUGAAGGAGCAUAUGCAAGAAAUACAAUCUUCUCUUAGAAGAAGAUCCAAUGCAGAGUUGAGCAUUGGCGAGGAAAUGGUUAGGUACGUGAAUAUGAGGAAGAAUACUAAGAUGAUGAUAAAGAGAUGCUCUAAGGAAGUUAAGGAUAUGAUGAAGAAAAAACCUAUCUUUCAAGAAGAUUAUAAGAAUGUUGCAAUGGUUGAUGUUUUGAGAGAAGUUGAGGGAGCAACAGCUGAGAUUUUCGAGUCUUUGUUAGAAGCAAUUUCAGGGUCAAAGGCGGUAUCUCAUAAGAGAAGUGCUAGUUUGUCUAAUGUUAUGUGCAGGCUGAUAAAGUACCAAAAUGAGUCAUUUAACAAGGAAGAAGAGGUGUCAAGAAAUGAAUUCGAAGAUAUCGAUUCGACUUUGAGUUCUUUGCUCAUUGCUCAGAAGAAGAGGAGUUGUCUCAAUGUAGAACAAGCUGAGAAUUUGAGAGGAAAGUUUGUGAAGUUAGACUCAGCAAUUCAGGAUUUGGAUGAAGUGUUAGAAGGCUUGUUCAGGUGUCUGGUUAAGACCAGGGCAACCCUCCUAAAUCUCAGCUACUAUUGA